Dermacentor silvarum is the source of this 1818-nucleotide messenger RNA. Its product is annotated as organic cation transporter protein. Gene Ontology annotation, molecular function: transmembrane transporter activity. The coding region runs from base 132 to 1751 and encodes 539 amino acids. The transcript has 12 exons. Lineage: Eukaryota; Metazoa; Arthropoda; Arachnida; Ixodida; Ixodidae. The record is from RefSeq and is a predicted model, not a curated record. Gene Ontology annotation, cellular component: membrane. Gene Ontology annotation, biological process: transmembrane transport.
AGUGCCGGGGCAGGCACGCUCUUUAUCUCUAGAAAGGUCUAUCCAGCGAGGUCACUGCUUGAGCCGUCCAGGAAGCUUCAUCAUCGGCGCAGAAGAAGCGGGAGCCUAAGACCCCCAUCACCGCUAUAGCCAUGAGCACAAUCGACGACAUCCUGAUGCGCCUGGGGCCCUGGCACUAUCCGGUGCUGGUGUUCUGCUUCUUCCGGGGUUUCCCGGCAGCCUAUUACGCCAUGUCGCUCACUUUCACGGCUCCGUCGCUACCGCACUGGUGCGCCAGACCACCGCAGCUGGCGAACUGGUCCACGGAACGGUGGCUCAUGGAGGCCGUACCCCCCACUGAAGUGAAUGGAAAGACGAUGCCCAGUCGCUGCGACAUGUACUCGGUCGAAGUCCUGGUCAACGGCACAGUCUCGAUUCUCAACGACUCAACAGUGCGCUGCUCCAGCUGGGAGUACGAUUUAGGGGGCAAUAUCAAUACGAUGACCAAUGACUUCAACCUGGUGUGCGACCGCGUGUGGCUUAGAGCAGCGUCGCAGAGCUUCUACAUGGCGGGCAUCAUGAUCGGAAACUUCAUUUUCUCCCACAUGUCGGACUGGUAUGGCAGGAAGAGGGCGCUUGUGUUCAUGACCCCGCUGCCCCUCCUGGCGAGCGUCGUGAUCUGCCUCUCCCCGAGCUUCCUCAUGCUCAACAUCGGCAGAUUCGUCGCAUCUCUGGGCCUCGGCGGCAUACUCAACACCACGUACACCAUGUCGAUGGAAGUGCUGUCGGCCCGCCACCGGGCUCUGGGCUCGCUCAUCUCCACCAGCGGUUGGACGACAGGGCUGCUGACCAUGACGGGGCUCGCGUGGCUCUUUCGGGACUGGAUGCUCUUCCAGGGGGUCAUCACGAUCGCUGCGCUCAGCGGUGUCGUCAACUGGUUUUUUAUCCCCGAGUCUCCGCGCUGGCUCCUUGCUAUGGGAAGAUACGACGAAGCCAGGAAAGAACUCAAGAGGGCCGUGCACAAGAACAAGGUGACAGGAGUCUCAGUGGAAGCCAUCAUCAAGGAGUUCAAGGACAAAAUCUCUCUGGACAAGCUGUCGUCGAAGCCCACGUUCACGGAUCUUUUCCGAUCAAGAAGCAUCCGAAUUACGUCCUGUCUCCUGUCUGCCAAGUCGGUGCUAGACACACUGGUGUACUACAACCUGACCUACUCGAGCAUCCUCCUGGGCGACCCGUACCUGAGCUUCGCCCUGGUUGCAGCGGCCGAGUACCCGGGCAGGCUGCUGGGCGUGGUCGCUGUCAACUACCUUCGACGCAGGACUGCCUACAUAACGCUCUACGUCUUCGCCUCCAUCUGCUCGGCGGCCGCCAUCUUCGUUCCGACGGAUGCCUCGUGGGCCUUGAUGUCGAGCGCGCUGUUAGCCAAGAUGGGCCUCAUAGCGGCUCACUGCGUCAACGUGGUCCAGAUGUCCGAGCUCUAUCCGACCAAGCUGCGCACGACAGCCAUGGGCUUCACUAUCACCACGAGCCGCAUCGGGGCCAUACUGGCACCCUUCACCAAGGAGCUGGGCGUGGUGUUCUUCUCGUGGGCGCCCAAGGUGGUCGACAUCGCGGGGUGCGCCUGCCUCAUCCUCGUGUCGCUCCCGCUGCCAGAGACGUUCAAGGAACCGCUGCCGGACACGCUGCACGACAUCAAGAUGGCCAAGAAGGGCGGGAAGGAAAAAAAACCUGUCGACUCGUACGUCGCAGCAGAAGCUCAACCAUUGCGGUAACAAAGAUGCAAAGACUGGUGUUCUCGGAACAAGUGUCACCUGGCGCGCAUGUAAAAUAUAAUAAAAA